CGAAAAAUGCGCCUUGAUGUACCACAGGCUCAAACAGGUGAAGUUUUCGGGAUGACAUGAUGGCGGAUUCUACCCGAGAGAGAAAAAAGUCGAAAAAACCAUCAAACACCAACUUUAAGCAGCAUAGACUGAAAGCUUGGCAACCCAUUCUGACAGCAUCUACGGCGCUGCCUUUGUUUUUCAUAAUCGGAGUGGUGUUCAUACCUAUUGGUGCAGUUCUUUUGGUAGCAUCCGAUAAAGUACAAGAAAAGACUGUGGAAUAUACGUAUUGUAAAAGUUCAAGUGGAGAAGGAUGCGACAAGUUCUUUGAAAAUGCUACAAACACUGGAAAGACCUGUGUCUGUAAAGUGAAGUUUAAUCUAUCUGAAGAAUUCAAAGGGGAUGUGUUCAUGUAUUAUGGGCUUUCCAAUUUCUAUCAGAAUCACCGUCGUUAUGUCAGAUCAAGAGAUGACCUUCAACUCAAUGGACAACUGAGUGAAAAAGUAUCAUCUGACUGUGAUCCUUUUGCAAAAGUCAAUGGUACUACUAUUGCACCAUGUGGAGCUAUAGCCAAUAGGUUGUUCAACGACUCUUUUAAACUGACAUACCUCAAGACUGCCAACCAACAGAUCAAUGUGGAUUUGUCCAAUAAAGAUAUAGCUUGGAAAUCUGACAGAGAUGUGAAAUUCCAAAAUCCAUCUGGGAACCUGAAGGAAGCUUUCAAAGGCUAUGCCAAACCACCCAACUGGCCAAGACCUGUGUAUGAAUUAGACACAAACAACACUGAAAACAAUGGCUUCAAGAAUGAGGAUUUCAUCGUCUGGAUGAGGACAGCAGCAUUUUCAACUUUCCGCAAGCUCUACCGCAAAAUUGUCCAUGCUGGGGAGUUUAAGAAUGGUCUGCCAAAAGGCGAAUACCAGCUUGAUAUCGUGUACAAUUUUCCUGUGACUUCAUUUGAUGGUAAAAAGAGAGUGAUUUUAAGUACCACAUCUUGGAUAGGUGGAAAGAAUCCUUUCCUUGGAAUUGCCUACAUCACUGUAGGAAUUCUUUGCUUAGUUUUGGGAGCAUCCUUUUUGAUUAUUCAUCUCAAGUUUGGAAAAAGGGAGUAUACCCAUACUGAUCGUGGAAUGCAGCUGCGGGAGAUGGGAAAUUAAACUUGCAUUGCAUAACUAAUUUUAUUUCAUGAGUAAUUUGUGCUGCUUAACAGAAUUAAACACUAAUUUGUCAAAAAGUUAUGUUUAAAAAUUUAACUUGUAAAGUUCACAAGACUAAUUUUAGGACCUUUAUUCCAUUUUCAUUAAGAUGUUGUAAUGUAUAAAUCUUUUGUUAAAUCACUGUUGAAACAAUUUUUGACAACACACUUAUUUUAGUUUAGGACAAGACUAGAAGUGGGUACAUAAUUAGCCCAGAGCACUUGGCAAAUUUGAGGUUCAGUUCAAAUCACUGCACCAAAUAUGUGAUGCACACGCAAUAAAAUUAUGUUAUCUCAUCUAUCUGUUCAUGAUAUGUAAGUUUUCUUGUAAGUACCUAGGAACUCUUGUUCUAGCUUGUAAUUUUAAAAGAUGCACAUUCAACUAAAUUAUGUCUCCAUACAAUCACAAGGUGUUGAGGUGCCUGAUAUUGUUAAAAGUAUAAUGAACAUGUCAUUCUUUAAACUAGUCACUGACAGUGUACAUGUCCAUUGUGCCAGCAAUGCAAUAUUUCAACUUUGUAAUUGUCUAAACAGUGGCUGUGUGUAAUAUCAUUAUUUUGCAAAUUAAGCUUUUCCCAAUGUUUUCUCAAUGAAUUGUUUUCACAUACUGCUUUAAAUCUGAUAUUUUCAGAUCUGAUAUUAUUCAAGGUAUCAAUAUGAAAUUUUUUGUAUAUAUCAUUAGGAACUUGUGGGAUAUCUGCUCAAACACAUUGCAUAGUGAUAAUAAUUGCAUCUUAAAAAGUGUGUAUGAGGUUACCUCUAUUGCGUUUAUUCACUACGCAUGAUUUUAUUCAGUAAGUUUUGGCAUACAAAGGCAUAUAAAACAUUAUUCAGUUAUCUUAAGUUGGCCAUAAUUCUGACUCUGAUGAAUUUAUAUGCUUGUCAGAUGACUGAUUUCAGAGAUAGUGCAGUGGUAGGCAAGUAUGGAUUCAGCAUGCUAAAGAAAUGGUAUAGCUUUACUAGUAGUUAUAGAUUAACGGUUUUGGAUUGAUUAGAGUGCACCAAAUAUUUGGUGCAAGAGACUGAUUAUUGCAUUUGGUAGAGCACAGAAAUUAGUUGUAGUAACGAGGUGGUCAUACUAACAAAGGAAUUGUGUGUCAGAGUACUGCAAAUUUUUCCUAUAGAUAAAUCAUGUUUUGAAAUUUCAUCUCUGCAAGUACUGUGCCAAAAUAACUGUAAGAGUUUUGUGUGAUACCAGAGCCUAUCUUAAAUUGCUAUUUAUUUGAAAAGGAGAGCACACUGAACUUUAUUUAAAUCCAAUUAUUGACAAGGUGCAAAUGUGGUGUGGCCUGGUUUGCUGUGAUGAAUGUUCAUUUCAUCAUUUAUAAGUAAAUGAUAAAUUAAUGAGUUAAUGGACUAUUGAGUUUGUAGAAAGAACACAUUGUCAAGUUGUUAUUGCUACAGUCUAUUAAUAAAUUCUUAAAAAAA
Stylophora pistillata is the source of this 2599-nucleotide messenger RNA. Its product is annotated as cell cycle control protein 50A. Gene Ontology annotation, cellular component: Golgi apparatus; plasma membrane; endoplasmic reticulum. NCBI's taxonomy places the organism in Eukaryota, Metazoa, Cnidaria, Anthozoa, Scleractinia, Pocilloporidae. The record is from RefSeq and is a predicted model, not a curated record.